AUGCAAGUCGACGGUCGCACAUGCAAAACGAGGCUGGCUGGCGGCUUUGCUUUUUCCAGGGAGACCUACGACGUGGCCAAGGCAAAGUACCCUACCUGCGGUCCUGCCUACCUCACGGAUCCCGCCCGCAGCGCCCGAGUGGGGCUUCAAACCAUUGAUGGAUCUCAGCAGUCAAAUUCCCCAUUUCCCCUGGAUCCAUCAGAGAGUCAUGGAGACGCUGCUCCGUCCCAGUUUUGCUCUCCCACGAGACUCUGGCACUCUACAACGGGAGAGGUUGGAGCUAUUCAUAAUCACCAGCCUCCCCGUCCUUGGAUCAUCCCAAUUGGCAUCAUAUUGUCAAUGGUUUCAAACCAAAGCCAUCAAACCAGACGAACCGGUCGGGGCACACGGGCGGGAGCUCCCCUGCAAAGCACCUGGUUGCCGUGA
Molecule: messenger RNA, 426 nt
Organism: Colletotrichum paranaense
Lineage: Eukaryota; Fungi; Ascomycota; Sordariomycetes; Glomerellales; Glomerellaceae
Exons: 1
Coding region: 1-426 (141 amino acids)
Source: RefSeq, a predicted model, not a curated record